Molecule: messenger RNA, 1150 nt
Organism: Carassius carassius (crucian carp)
Lineage: Eukaryota; Metazoa; Chordata; Actinopteri; Cypriniformes; Cyprinidae
Product: alpha-tectorin-like
Exons: 7
Coding region: 272-1135 (287 amino acids)
Biological process (GO): neutrophil migration
Cellular component (GO): apical plasma membrane; cell surface
Source: RefSeq, a predicted model, not a curated record
AAUCUAGUUGGUUGGUGUAACCUUGGACUUCCCGCAACUUGUCCUAUUCGUGUGUGGAAUCUCAUUGUUGGUGUGGACAUCAUUCAAGUUGGUGUUUCAAAGCAACUGGAGGUUCCCACUUCAUUACAGCUGUGUUUCGGAGGGCUGGAGAGAGCGCAAGCACUACGUCUGACUCUGACAGCCAGUCAAAGUGAUAACCAGAAAGAUUUGGCUGAAAGGGCCGAAGACGAAACUACAUUUGAGGAGAGAAGAAUCCAGAAAGGCAUUAAGGAUGACACCUGCUACACUGGCACUGACAUGGUCUUUGCUCUCAAUAUGGACAGUAACUUCUGCUGUGCAGAUUGAAGAAGCUGAUCUCAAUGAGACCGUCAUCUGCACAAACGAUCAGAUGCAAGUUAUCAUUCCCAGUGUGUUUUUUCUAAACAAGGAUCCAGCUGUUUACGUUUGGGAUUUGCACUUGAAUGAUCCUGACUGUCGAGGUGUUGAGGUUGGGAACGACUAUGUCUUCAGCAUCAAGACAAACCUCACGGACUGUGGCACCAUUAUGGCAUCAGAUGAUUCUCAUAUCAUGUUCACCAACUCGAUCCGCAAUAAUGAAACCGAUAUCAUCACCAGAAGCUACAUCAACAUCACAUUUGGUUGUCGAUACCCAGUAAACUACAUGGUUCAGCACCAAAACGGGGGGAAUCUGAUCAGAGUGGAUGUGAGGACAAUCACUCUGAACACGGAGGAUGGAAAUUUCUCAGUCUCAAUGUUGCUGUAUAAAGAUGAAGCAUUUCAGGAUAAAUGGACCACUGUUCCUUCUCUCACACUUGAGGACAACAUCUAUGUCAAAGUUUACAUGAUUCCAGCAAAUCUUUUUCUAAGAGUGGACAGAUGUUGGGCCACACCAACCAGUGACCCUUACAGCAACAUUCAGUAUUUUUUCAUCAGGGACAGUUGUCCAGUGUUGUGGAAUGACCAGACACUAGCCGUGAUGAAGAACGGUCAAGGACCAGAAGCUCUGUUCAGGAUACAGAUGUUCAAGUUUGUUGGAAGCUCCUACACAGAUGUUUUCCUGCACUGCAACGUCCAGAUCUGUCAUAACACAGUGUGCCAGCCUGUGAGUUCCCAAGUCAUGCAUUGGUUUGAUUAAAUAAAAACACAGUAA